UCUUUCGCCCCUAUACCCAAAUUCGACGAUCGAUUUGCACGUCAGAACCGCUGCGAGCCUCCACCAGAGUUUCCUCUGGCUUCACCCUAUUCAGGCAUAGUUCACCAUCUUUCGGGUCCCCACAUUUACGCUCUUACUCAAAUCCAUCCGAAGACAUCAGGAUCGGUCGAUGGUGCGCCCCACGAGGGGCUCCCACCUCCGUUCGCUUUCACUUCGCGCACGGGUUUGACACCCGAACACUCGCGUAGAUGUUAGAC
Messenger RNA from Aspergillus heteromorphus CBS 117.55, 257 nucleotides. RefSeq lists its product as uncharacterized. The transcript has a single exon. The annotation marks the transcript as partial. Gene Ontology annotation, biological process: regulation of cellular respiration. NCBI's taxonomy places the organism in Eukaryota, Fungi, Ascomycota, Eurotiomycetes, Eurotiales, Aspergillaceae. The record is from RefSeq and is a predicted model, not a curated record.